Podarcis raffonei (Aeolian wall lizard) is the source of this 1972-nucleotide messenger RNA. It is a transcript of the gene NCF2, whose product is annotated as neutrophil cytosolic factor 2. NCBI's taxonomy places the organism in Eukaryota, Metazoa, Chordata, Lepidosauria, Squamata, Lacertidae. Gene Ontology annotation, biological process: phagocytosis; respiratory burst; superoxide anion generation. Gene Ontology annotation, molecular function: protein binding; superoxide-generating NADPH oxidase activator activity. The record is from RefSeq and is a predicted model, not a curated record. The transcript is spliced from 15 exons. Bases 303 to 1850 code for a protein of 515 amino acids. Gene Ontology annotation, cellular component: NADPH oxidase complex.
CUGCUUCUUCUUCUUCUUAAGAUCUUAGGAAAGUGAAAUUCAGAAAAAGGAAGGCAUUCCUGUAGCUGGAAGGGGAGGAGUCACUCUCGCAAAGUGCACCAUGCCCAAGCCGACCGGCACAGAGAGGGCUCUGUUUAGAAAGCUGCUUUGCUUCGCCUCAGAGAGCCGGUUGGUAUUACAUCACCUCAGGCCCAGUUCAGUUAUUAGUUGAGUGCAGACACUUCCUGGUCUGUUUGCAACACACGCCGAAGGUCUUGCAGAAAGUCAGGGGGGCCUGAGGAACAUCGCCUGCCAGCUUGGCCAUGGCCCUGGUGGAGACCAUCCGCCUCUGGAGCGAGGGUGUCUCUGCGGCAGAUCGCAAGGACUGGGCCGGCGCCCUGGCCGCCUUCACUGCCGUUCAGAAGCCUUCUUCCAAAAUCUGCUUUAACAUCGGCUGCAUCCACCUGAUCAUGGGGAAUUUGGAGGAGGCCCAGCAGGCUCUUACCAGAAGCAUUAACAAUGACAAACACUUAGCAGUGGCCUACUUCCACCGAGGAUCCGUGGCCUACCAGAUGGAAAUGUAUGAGUCAGCCAUUAAUGACUUGAAAGAGGCAUUUGCUCAGCUGCGGGGGAACAACCUAAUAGACUACAAGAUCCUAGGCCUGCAGUUUAGGUUGUUUGCCUGUGAGGUGUUAUACAACACAGCCCUUGCCCAUUCCAAGCUGGAGGACUGGAAGAAGGCUGAGGAGCAUCUGGCCAGGGCAAUGAAACUGAAGAGCGAAGCCCGUCACAGCAAGAUUGACAGGGCCAUGGAAUCCAUCUUGAAGCAAAGAUUCUUUCAGCCCUUUGUGAUUCCUGAAGGGAAGUUGUUUCGGCCAAAUGAGAAGCAAGUGGCACAGCUGGAGAAGAAAGAUUACUUAGGGAAAUCUAUGGUUGUGGCUUCUGUGGUUGACAAUGAUGAGUUUUCAGGCUUUGCGCCUCUUCAGCCUCAGACAUCAGAACCACCUCCCAGACCAAAAUCACCAGAAGCCCUCAGGGCCCUGCAAGGAGAACCUCACAGAGUCCUGUACGAAUUCAUACCAGAAACAGCAGCGGAACUUGAAGUCCUUCCUGGAAACAUUGUUUUUGUCUUGAAGAAAGCGAAAGACAACUGGGCUACUGUUGUCUUUAAUGGGAAGCAAGGGAUCAUACCCUGCAACUUCCUAGAGCCAAUGGGAAUGAAAUUCUCUUCAGGCCAGCAAGGAAUUGGUGCAGAUGUUGACAUCCCUCCUCCACCCAGCUUUGCUGCCCCAGAUUGCCCUGAGAGGUGUCCCUCAGAUGAGGAAAGAGCACCACAGUUCAUUGGCCUGGACACCCCCUACAUUGUCAAAGUGCAUUACAAAUACACCAUAGCCCUGCAAGGGAGCCCUGAGAUGUCCUACUGCAGCCUCUUGGAGAAAGUGUGCCUGAAGCUGGGACUCUCACCCCAGCACACGAAACUGAGCUACCGACCUACAGACAGCAAGGAACUGGUGCUGCUCAGUGAGGAUAGCAGGAUGGAGACCGUGUGGAGUCAUGCCAGGGACAAGUGCUUGACAUUGUGGUGCAGCAGUGAGCAGGCAGGCAAAGACAAUCUAAAUAUGGAAGAUGGAAAGGAGGCUGAGCAGAAGAUAACAAAACAGACAGAUGCCAAACAGGUUGUAGCACGGUAUACUUAUGAAGCCAGCCAGCCAGAGGACUUGGAAUUCCAACAGGGGGAGACAAUACUUGUUCUGGCUAAAGUGAAUGAUGAUUGGCUGGAAGGGGAGUGCAAUGGAAAAGUUGGCAUUUUCCCCAAGGCCUUUGUUGAAGAAGACAGCAGCCAAGAUCCCAAAUUUCUCUCUACAGUGUAACAAGCUCAAAACCCUACAAAGAACCAAGAGGACCCCGAUGCGUUUUCCUCUGAAGGCAACUCAUCCCAUUAGAAUACAUUUAAUCCAUGUUCGCUGAAUCUUCUAGGGAUUGAUUUAUCUUA